AUGAGGGUAUUCGUAUUUGUCACCUUAUUUGCUUAUGCUUUGGCUGAACCACCGGUUGGGAAAGGUUAUGCAUCAGCUCGAUCCAGCUACAACCCAACUAGUGAUUUCCAACGUUCCAUUUCCCAAGAAUAUGGCGUACCAGAAUUUGGCCAAGCCAGAUCUCAAUCGCUCUCCUCGUAUAUCCCUUCUUCUAGAAGUUUAUCACAAGAAUAUGGAUCACCAGCACGAUCGAGUCUAUCUCAAGAAUAUGGAUCACCAGCUCGAUCGAGUCUAUCUCAAGAAUAUGGAUCUCCAGCUCGAUCGAGCCCAUCUCAAGAAUAUGGCACCCCAAAUCUUAGAUCAGGAAUUUCACAAGAAUACGGCCUUCCCAGCUCAAAAUCUGGUCUUUCCCAAGAAUAUGGAGUACCCGAUUCACGUAGCUUGUCCCAACAAUACGGGGCCCCUAUUGCUCGCAACACAAUUUCCACGGAAUACGGGACUCCAUCUAGUCACUCUCAAGAUAGGAAUCUUCCUAAUGCCCGUCUUUCUCAAGAAUAUGGUGCACCACAAUUAAGAUCCGACUCCCAAGACUACAAAACCAUAGGAGAUUUUACAAAAGAUUCUUAUGGAACUCCUCUUCAAAGAUCCCCUUCAAACUUGUAUGAACAGCCCGAAUUUCGUUCUACUCCUUCUGAGGAAUAUGGUUUGCCAUCUCAAAGAAGUUUUGAACAAUCUCCUUCUCAAAAAUAUGGCCAACCGAGCUCAAGGAAAAUUCAAAACUUUAAUUCAUUUUCUCAAGUUAACUCUUUCCCUUCAGCCAGGCAAAAUAAACAUUCCACCGUAUCAAGGAAUUUCCAAUCUUCAUCUUACUCAAAAACAUCACCGCAAACUUUUGGUUCAUCGCGUUCAGUUUCUUCUCAAUACGGUACACCGAGUGCAAGAAAUAUUGAUUCUUACUCCCCUACCUCAAAGUCUAUUUCCAAAUCCUAUCUUCCAAGCUCAAGGACGAUCUCACAGAAUUAUGGUGUACCAAAUGAAAGGAGUCUUUCAACUGAAUAUGGAGCACCUGAAGCUAGAACUAAUCUGAAUACAAACGCUUUCACUUCUUCUUAUGAUACGGCUUCUCUUGCUAGGUCAUCCCCAUCCCUUUACGACGUCGCAGCUGCCAGAGAUUCAAUGCCGUCUGAUAACUACGGAGUACCUGACCAAUACAAUGCGGUUUCCAAUCAAGGGUACAACUAUGCCAGAAAUGCACUCGAUGAACUGUUAAACCAAGAACCAGCUAAUUACGAAUUUGGUUACAAAGUCAGUGACAUCGAUAGUGGAAGCGAUUUCGGACACACGGAGUCAAGGCAAGACAACAAAGCUGAGGGAUCAUACUUUGUAGUUCUACCUGACGGCACGAAGCAGACUGUUGAAUAUGAAGCCGAUGAACGUGGCUUCAAGCCUAGGAUCUCAGUUGAACCAGCGGAUGUCAGGGCUGGGUACGAUGACAACGCGUCUGAUCUGGCCCGUUCUGGUGAUGGACCUUAUUAAAAGGGAAAAUAAACGAAAUAUGCUCAAUGUAACUUUGACUUUAUGACGUUUCAAGUCGAUGCGAUUCAUGUUUUCGUCUUAACGAGGUUAUUAAAUUGCAUUUUCCUUUCAUUAGUAUUAUACUAUAAAUUUUUCUCUUAUCUUGUUAUUCAACGUAAAUAAAGCGCUGUUUUUGUUGUGUUA
Vanessa tameamea is the source of this 1698-nucleotide messenger RNA. RefSeq names its product pro-resilin-like. The coding region runs from base 1 to 1515 and encodes 504 amino acids. The record is from RefSeq and is a predicted model, not a curated record. Gene Ontology annotation, cellular component: extracellular matrix. Lineage: Eukaryota; Metazoa; Arthropoda; Insecta; Lepidoptera; Nymphalidae. The transcript is spliced from 6 exons.